GAAAGAUGGAAAGCGUUGUAUGGUGAGGUCGUGGCAGUUGGUGUUGAUCUUGGGAUUGCUCAUUUUUUUUAAAAAAAAAAAAAGUUAUUGGGAUAUUGGGAUCAAUGGAUGGAUGGAUGGAUUUGACUUGUUCGAUGUAAGUUGUUACGGACAUAUAUUAUCACCGAUAUUCUUUGUCACACGACUGGGCGAUGCCUUUCCCUAUUCUAACCUUACAUAUGGUCUUUGCUAUGCCUCCAGACUCUCUCGAUAACUCUUCAAAGGUCAUAUUCAUG
Molecule: messenger RNA, 275 nt
Organism: Hypoxylon fragiforme
Lineage: Eukaryota; Fungi; Ascomycota; Sordariomycetes; Xylariales; Hypoxylaceae
Exons: 1
Coding region: 20-253 (77 amino acids)
Source: RefSeq, a predicted model, not a curated record